AUGAUUACUAAUGAUAUUUCUAUUCUUGGAAUUGCUGAAACAUGACUGAAAACUUCCUUAUAUAUUCAAGGAUUUAUCUGAAUUGGAAAUAAUGGGCCAAUUGCUGGCAACAGAGGAUCAGGCGGAACUGGGUUACUAAUACAUGAAACAUUUGCAAAUCUAAUAACAUCAAUUGAAACUAACAAUCAUAGAAUAACAGCAACAUUAAUUGAAGAUUACUUGAUAAUAGUAGCUUAUGCCCCAGUAGUAGCAAAUCACCAAAGUAAGAAAUCAAUUGAUGACUAUAUUAACUUUAUCAUAGAAGUUCAAGAAAUUAUUCAAAAAAAUCAAAAGGAUAGACGUCAAAUAGUACUAUUGGGUGAUUUUAAUGCACAUCUAAAAGGAUAUUUAUCUGAAAUCGAUGAUCUAACAGGAGAGAUAUUUUCUAAAUUUAUAAAAGAUUCUCAUCUAUACAUUCUCAAUGAUAUGCAAAUAUCAACUUUUAGAGGUCAUAAUACACACACAAUUAUUGAUUACAUUCUCUCAAACUCAACAUCAGAAAUUAUUUAUAUAGAAGUCCCUCAAUUAAAUACUAACCAUAUUUUACUCCUAUCACGCAUUUCGAUAAUUAUAUCAUUAGGAACUCAAAAAAACAAUUAUUCCAUGAUAUAA
This is a messenger RNA of Blepharisma stoltei, 651 nucleotides long. Lineage: Eukaryota; Ciliophora; Heterotrichea; Heterotrichida; Blepharismidae. The record is from the annotation of a GenBank genome assembly.